AUGAUAUCCCGUCGUUACUUACGCCGUAGUUUUAUCAUCAUUAUUGUUUUACCCAUUGUUCUUCUAUUUUCAUUAGCAAUUUAUCAAAAUCGUCAUGCCAUCUUCUCAGAAAGUUCCCACAAACACGCGCAUUCACAUCUUGAAAAGCAUAGACAUGAUAAUAUUCCCAAUGACGAUCUCAGAUACGAUUUUCGUUCAAAACCAUCUACAACAGCAGCUCCGAUACAAUUGAAUUUAAGUGUCAAUGAUGAACAAUCCAUCAGAAAACUUUCUCAAACAGUACACAAUGCUGAUAAUAACAAUAAUCAACCUUUACAAAGCUUUCAAUCAAAUCAAAUACUGACACUACCUGUUAUUAACACGAAGGGUCUCCAUCGUUUCGUACAUUUAGAUUUGAAAGGUGCUGCACCAAAACUAUCUUAUUUUCAAAAGCUCUUUCCAUAUCUACGAAAGCUUGGUGCUGAUGGUUUACUUAUUGAAUAUGAAGAUAUGUUUCCAUUUACUGAUCGAUUGAGGGCCGUACGACAUGGUCUGGCAUAUUCAAAAGCGGAUAUCGAACAAUUAUUACAUUUAGCCGAACAGAAUCAUCUUCAAGUAAUGCCAUUGCUUCAAGUUUAUGGACAUUUGGAAUAUGUACUUAAAUUGAAAGAAUUUAUGCAUCUACGAGAGGAUGCUCGUUAUCCGCAAGUAAUUUCGCCUUGUCUCGAAGAAAGCUAUAAACUACUUUUCGAAAUGAUUGAUCAAAUGUUAGUUUCACAUCCGUCGAUUUCAUAUCUGCACAUGGGAUGUGAUGAAGUUUACUAUCGUCUCGUUCAUCCGCAAUGUGUCAACUUACAAAUUCGUGAUGAUGCUGAUUUAUUCAUCAGACAUGUCACUCGCAUUGCUAAAUAUAUCAAAUCAAAACGGCCGAAUCUUAAACUUUUCAUCUGGCAUGAUAUGAUUUCACAACUUCUCAAUUCAGGUUUAACGAAUAUUACAGAAUUAAUCGAACUUGUGAUACCAAUGGUAUGGACAUAUGUUGAUGAUGUUAAACCAUGGUUUGAUGAUUCUGUUUGGAUGAGGUUCGCGAUGUUUCCUGAAGUAUGGGUCGCAAGUUCUUUCAAAGGCUCGUCCGGUGAAACAGCCACGAUGAAUUAUAUCGGUCAUCACCAACGAAAUCAACAAACAUGGCUCGAAACCAUGUAUAUUGCUGCACAAAGAUAUAAAGUCAACUUCACUGGCAUCGCAAUCACGGGCUGGUCUCGAUACGAUCACAUGCUUCCAUUAUGUGAAUUUCUCCCUUCGGCAAUACCUUCACUUGUCUAUACUUUACAAACUGUUGUUCAUGGUCACAUUACUCAACAAUUGAAUGAAAGCAUAUCACAGACAGUGUUAGGAUGUACGCAGAUGCCAUUAUGGGAGCGAUCAUCAUUUCCCACAUUUGUUUCUUGUUCAUUUCCAGGUCAUGAAAUGUAUGAAAUGAUGUAUAAAUACGACACUGUCAUGCGGGAUUACGAUGAAACAAUGUCAUUUGUUCGAUUAUACGUUACUGAUAUUCAUCUUCGACAGAAUUAUAUACAUUAUAAACGUGCAGAAGAAUGUUUAGAACGUUUGAUGCCUCUUGAAGCAUCAAUGAUACAUUUUCUUGAUGCAUUUCAAAAUGCAUGUUCAUUGUUUUUCACUGCGGACAUUGGCCCUGAAUGGCUACAAACGUACUUUAUGCGUCCAUUCAAAGAAGUACAACAACGACUCAAUUUUGUCGAACGAUCAUUAAAAAGUCAGUCAUGGUGGUCUCAGCGUCCAUUGUCAAAAAAUAUCUCGAGAAUCACCGUCAAGAAACGUAAUAUGACAAUGAGUAGUAUAUUAAGAAAUGUCCAAAGAUAA
This is a messenger RNA of Adineta ricciae, 1863 nucleotides long. Lineage: Eukaryota; Metazoa; Rotifera; Eurotatoria; Adinetida; Adinetidae. The record is from the annotation of a GenBank genome assembly.